Molecule: messenger RNA, 429 nt
Organism: Cetraspora pellucida
Lineage: Eukaryota; Fungi; Glomeromycota; Glomeromycetes; Diversisporales; Gigasporaceae
Source: the annotation of a GenBank genome assembly
AUGUUUAAACGUAAGCCAACUUCUCCAGUACCACCUCCUCCUCUUUCAUUUAACGACAUUUUAUCGGAUUUGACCCGCUUACAAACUUACAAUAAGCAAGCUAUUGGAAAAAAAAAAGAUAUCUUAGAGAUAGUCAAUACUGAUAUUGAUAACGAAAAUAAUAAAACCGAUGGAUCUGGAGAUAGAACUCAACCUCUAAAAUUCACAACGUCAUCGUCACUUAUCGAGCAUUUGACUAAAUUGCCAUCUGCUAACACUCCAAUAUCUUCAGAAACACUCGAUGCUACAUAUGAUCUUUGUACAAAUCUUAUACGUGUCAAUGAUCAAUUACUUGUAUCUCGCAGAGAUCUCGAUGGAUUAGGUGUAGAUAUCGAAAGGCUAAGGAAGGAAUUAAGCGGGAUGAUAGAUACCCUUUCUCAGAACUUGUAG